Molecule: messenger RNA, 2819 nt
Organism: Opisthorchis viverrini
Lineage: Eukaryota; Metazoa; Platyhelminthes; Trematoda; Opisthorchiida; Opisthorchiidae
Exons: 16
Coding region: 1-2412 (803 amino acids)
Biological process (GO): SRP-dependent cotranslational protein targeting to membrane
Cellular component (GO): endoplasmic reticulum membrane; signal recognition particle receptor complex
Molecular function (GO): signal recognition particle binding; GTPase activity; GTP binding
Source: RefSeq, a predicted model, not a curated record
AUGCCGUCGAAUGAUAUCUCACCCCGUCUCCAAAAUGGCAUCGUACUUGUACUCAACCCAUCCACUUAUAGUUUUGAGCAGCGACAAGCACGGAACGAUACUCAGUCAUCGAUGGACCAGCCACCGGACAAACUUUGCUGGAAUUUUUAUAAGAUGGCAACGUAUGUGCUGAAUGCGGUCUUGAAGAUGCACAGGAGAAAAAGGACGCACAACAAACUCAGCGCAAGGUACUCUCACCGCCAGGAGGCUGAAAGCGACCCAUCAUGCACAUCACCUGAUGUGCAGCCCCAAAACCUUGGAACCUAUAAUAACGACGAAAAUUUGGGAGAGCGGGGAAUUCGGUUGUGGUGUUUUCCCAGCACGGUGGAGAUGUUCAGAGUGUCUAUUAAUACAUUUCUCAAAUCUUUAAUAUUGAAGAAGUCUGAGCGAGUCGCUCCUGAGAAGAAAGCGUCCAAGACUGAAUCUCCGAAGCUGUCCGAAGGCCAUGAAGGGGGAAUUCGGUUGUGGUGUUUUCCCAGCACGGUGGAGAUGUUCAGAGUGUCUAUUAAUACAUUUCUCAAAUCUUUAAUAUUGAAGGAAAAUGCUGGACAAUCUCCUUUCGUUCACGAUUCUCGCGCCAUCAAAAUGCAUAUGGACAAUGAAUUCAACCUUCUGUUCAUCGCUGCCUAUCAAAAUAUCUUGCAGUUGACCUAUGUGGACAAAUUUUUAACUUCCAUAGCACUCGAGUUUAGAGACAAAUACAAAAAUGAGUUGCGCGCGAACAACAUUAUGUGUAAAUUUGACGAACUAGCCGAGAUUUAUACAGAGAAUUUGAAAAGAAUUGAGCGAGAGGACCGUGCUUUGCGUAAAUCUGCUAAACCAAUGCGUACCUUCGAGGAAUCCGAAAAGUCAAAGAAAACGGUGGCCUCCAUGAUCAUAUCAGGACCCAAGAAGUCUGAGCGAGUCGCUCCUGAGAAGAAAGCGUCCAAGACUGAAUCUCCGAAGCUGUCCGAAGGCCAUGAAGUUCAGACGGAUUCUGCCGAGGAUAUGCUGGCCCAGAAGAGGCGAAAGCUCGCAGAGAAGUUGAAAGCCUCAAAGAAACCAAAGGAAUCCACCAGUCCGACUUCAUCACCACUCCAGAAACCUAACGGAAAGCGAAUAAAAGAGAGUCGUCGGUGGGAUAACGCCGCCUCCGGUGAGGAAGCUGCAGCACUGGACUUCAGUAGUCCUAUCGGGGCGGGAGAAAGCAACGGGAAGGCUGAUUAUGUUUUGUCGAAAUCUGAGGCGGCUACGCUGUCGCGCCUCCGUGGUUCAAUGAAGAAUGAAUUAGAUGAGGUCCACGUGUCUUCUGAUGAGGAAGAGGAGUUUGUGAUCGAACCUGCAGAAGUAGCCAAUGAGACAGCCGAGAGUACUGCUCCUAAUUCCAAAGAUAAUGGAGGUGUAAAGGACAACCGCGGAGGUCUUGUAUCCAACUUGCUUAAAGGAUUACGUCUGCCUGGUGGUAAUGGCCGUAUUCUAACCCGCGAAGAUAUUGCCCCAUCUUUGGAGCAACUGCGGGAUCGACUCGUUGCCAAAAAUGUUGCUGUGGAGAUCGCUCAGCGUGUAUGCGAUAGCGUAGCGGAACGUCUUGUAGGUACACCGUUGGGGGCUUUCGAGCGUGUUUACACUCGUGUUCGUACCAGUCUGGAGGAGGUGUGCACUCGUGUACUUGCCUCGGGGCGUCGUGUUGAUGUUCUCCGUGAUGCUUUGGAUGCACGUUCUCAGGGAAAGCCAUAUACUAUAGUUUUUUGUGGCGUGAAUGGUGUUGGAAAAUCUACCAAUUUAGCUAAAAUCGCCUUCUGGUUGAUCGAAAAAAAAUUCCGUGUCUUAAUAGCUGCCUGUGAUACUUUCCGUUCGGGGGCUGUGGAACAAUUGCGGACGCACGUGCACAAAUUGAACUAUAUUCAUCCGCCUGAACAACAUGGGGGACAGAAAAUGGUCGAGCUUUACGAACAAGGCUACGGCCGUGAUGCUGCUUCGAUAGCGCGUUCAGCUAUAAACUAUGCCCGUGAUCGCCAUCUUGAUGUCGUGUUGGUUGAUACUGCUGGUCGUAUGCAAGAUAACGAACCGCUUAUGCGCGCUCUUGCUUCGCUUAUUCAUAUGAACCAGCCUGACUUGGUUUUAUUCGUGGGUGAAGCCCUGGUCGGAAACGAGGCUGUGGAUCAGUUGGUCAAAUUCAACCAGUCGCUCGCCGACCAUAGUAUGGCUGACAAGCCACGCACCAUUGAUGGCAUUGUACUGACCAAGUUCGAUACAAUCGACGACAAGGUGGGUGCGGCUAUUUCUAUGGCCUACAUUUCGUCUCAACCGAUUGUCUUCGUCGGGACCGGACAAACCUAUGCAGAUCUUCGUCAGUUGUCCGUUGGUGCUGUGGUCAAGGCACUGAUGAAGUAGCGUAGCGCCGUCAUGUGCUGCAUGCAUACACUUUCGCUCGCGUUGUUUCACGACCUCGAAUAUUUGCCCCAUUCUCUGCUAUUUUGCGACCCUCCCUUUUUACACGUUUGACACCAACAAUCACCGUUCCUAUCCCAUGUCUGCGUUUUCUGGGAUAUGUGAAAUCAUAUUUCUCAAUCCUCUCGUCAUCACUAGUGUUUUGGUGUCUGUCUGUUUUCUUGGUUUUUGUUUGUUGCCAUACCUUUGUUCUUACUUUCUGUCUGUCUUCGGAUGGUCAUUCCUCAAUUUGAUGUGAUGAUUUGGUAUUUUGUCCUUCUUCCCUGGUUGGCCACCAAGUAUAUUUUGAUGCCUCUUUUUGAUCAGAUUAUAUGUAAGCUCGAAUUUUGUGUGAAACAGAGCUACCGUGC